GCCAGCUAGCGGUGGCCGGUGCGGUCCGUGGAUCCCGUGGUCGCGAGUUCGAGGUGUCCCCAGGCGCCUGGACAGCCCGCUCAGGUAUCACAUCGUCUGGCAGCGACCGAGGGUUGAAGUCUGCUGGAAUACGCCCACGAGACUGCAGCAGUGAGGUGAACGGCGCACCUGGCCAGGAGCAGCGGCGCGGAGCCUGCCAGAAGCAGAAGCGCUAUGCCGGCGGGAGGUGUGUUGGCCAGGGCGGCUGAGGCGUGCAGCUGAGGGCGCUGUGCCGGCGGCUGGCAGCUGGGCUGGGCUCGCAGCAGCCAUGACGUGAGGCGCGGAGCAUGGCCCUCACCACCGGCGUACCGCAGGUGAACGCGAAGCGCGCCACGUACCGUCAGCGGCGGAUGGGCCCUGCGCCCUUCGCCUCGCUGGAGGACCUCAGCGACGACCAGGACAGCCCGCCGCCCAGCGGCGGCGGAGGAGGCGGCAGCGGGGGCGGCAAGCUGCCGGGCAUCCGCGAGGAUCCGCAGCCGUCGUCGUCGCUGCACACGCCGUCCACGCCGCGCAUCGACAUCUCGCGCGCCAGCUCCAGCUCGCACCACGACUCCAACAACAGCUCGCCGGAGAGGGAGCUGUUCGCAGGUGAGGUGCCGUGCAAGCUGGGCCUGGGCUUCAAGGAGGACGCGGCGGACCUGCGCUCGAGCACGGAGGAGCUGGACCUGGGCGACGACGACCCGGUGGGCUGCGAGGAGCGGCCGCGCAGCCGGCGCGGCUCUGCGCGCUCCGCCCGCGGCCUCGGCCCCGGCGUCAAGCAGGAGGCGGGCGGGCGGCCGCGCGGCGGCUCGCUCUCCAAGUACGAGCUGGACGCCGCCGCCGCCGCCGCCGCCUCCGCGCACGAGCGCAAGGACUCCCUGUCCAUCGUCAGCACCGGCAGGACGUCGCGCCUCUCCUCCGUAGGUUCGGCGGCGUCGGGGGCGUCUAGCGCGGCGUCGCACCUGUCGGUGGCGUCGUCGGGGGGCGGGCGGUCGCCGUCGCCGCACAAGAUGCUGCUCGAGACGUCCUUCUGCGGCUCCAAGCCGCUGCUGGCGCAGCCCAGCAUCGAGCUGGACGAGCUGCCGCCCAGCGCCAAGGAGGCCAUCGCACAGGUGGACGGGUCGAUGCUGGGGGCGGCGGCGUGCGGCGACGGCGACGGCCCGCCGCUGCCGCUGCUGCUGCCCAACGUCAGCCCCGUGGUCAGCCCCGCGGAGCGCGAGCUGCUCGCCGCCAAGGAGCGCGCGCUCGCCGAGGAGGUGCGCCGCCCUCCCCCUGCCCUCUGCACGCUCCGCCCUUCUUCUUCCGUGGUGCGCGAGCUGGAGAGCCGGCGGGCCGAGAAGCCGGCGGCGCCCGCGUCGCUCAGCCUGCCGGUGUCGCCGCCGCCCACGGGCGCCGCCCCCUCGCGCACGCCGUCGGCGUCGCCCAAGCCGUCGCGCCGCCCCCAGCGCGGCGCCCUGCGCGACGCCGACUCGCGCACGCCGUCGCCCGGCUCCGUGUCGCGCAAGAGCUCGUUCGCAUCGCUCUUCCGCAGGGGCGGCGGGGGCGGCAGCAGCGGGGGCGGCGAGACCACGCCCUCCACCGUCGUCAGCCCGGAGUCGCCCACAGGCUCCACCGGUGUCCGCCGUAACAAGUCCGGCAGCAGCUUCUCCACCAUCCUGGGCGACGGCUUCCGCGAGAGGUCGCGGUCUCGCAGCAAGAGCCGCGAGCGCCAGCAGCCGGCGCAGCAGCAGGAGGCCAAGCCGCGCUCCAAGGGCGUCUUCUCGGCGCUAUUCAAGAAGAAGGACCGCAAGAAGGCCGGACACGCAGAGCAGCCGUCUCCGGGAGACCUGCCGUCGCCGGAGUCCAGGGUGCCGCAGCAGGCGGCGGAGCCGCUGGCGACAGUCGAGUUCAAAUUCGACUCGGAGGCGGAGGCGCCGGCGCCACCUGCCGCCGCCGCGGCCGCCAGCCAGCCUCCAGCCGCCGCCGUGGUGCACAGGCCGGAGCGGCGCGGCAGCGGCAGCGGCGGCGGCGGGGGCGGCGCGGGGGCGGAGGAGGCGCAGGCGCACCGGCGGGCCGCCUCCAACAAGCGGCGCGCCAUGCACGAGGCGCAGCUGCUGCCGGCCGAGUGCCAGGGGCUCGCGGACGUCAUCGCGGGCUCCGGGCUCGACAGUGAUUCUAAAAUCAACAACCAGACCGGGCGAGGUGGUGCAGUGCCGCCCCCGCCACCCCCGCACAAGAAGUCCCAGCAGCAGCAGCAGCAGCAAGCGGAGGAGAGGGAGAGGGAGGCAGGGGCGGAGCGGCCGCCGGCGGAGCCGCCGCGCCAGCAGCGGACGCCGUUCCGGUCGGAGCGCGAGCAGGAGGAGCGGCUGAGCGAGCUGCGCAAGCUAAAGCCGCGCCGCCCGCCGGAGGAGGGGCAGCAGCAGCAGCAGCAGCAGCCGCCGCAGGCCAGGCCCCCGCUGGACGCGCCGCCCGCAGACCUGCCGGAGCCCGCCGGCGCCGCCGAGAGGCGCGACCGGCAGCCCGACACCGCGCAGGCGAGUCUCUCCUUCCCACCUCUGUACACGGUGCGGCCGGCGGAGAGUGUGGCAGUGGUGGAGCUGCAGCCGGAGUGUCCCCCGGAGGCUGGACCUGAGGCGGUGAAGCCGCCGUCGCUGGACGCUGAGGCAGGCGGUGGGCAAGUACAGCUGGGCGGCUGCAGCGUGGCCCACCAGGCGCUCUCCGAGGAGGUCUCCCCGGCCGGCAGCGCCGUCCUCCCAGCACAGGCGGCGGCGAGCACGGAGGAGGAGCGCAUGUCGUCCGACUCGGAGGCGGAGUUCGCGCGCGUCGCGGCCGCCGUGCUGGGGGCGGAGCCCGCGCCGCUGCUGGCCGCCGCGGGGGCGGAGGAGGCGGACGCCGACGGCGACGGCGAGCGCCAGGGGCUCGUGCUGCAGGACUCGUUCGAGGGCGAGCUCCCCUACGUGCCCACCACGCUGCCCCAGGAGCGGUCUGUGGCGGUGCCGAUGCUGCCGGUGCGGCAGCGGUCGGCGGCCGAGGUGCACACCUGCCGGAUCGAGCGGCCGCGCUCCACCACGCCCAUCAACCCUGCGCUGCUGGACGAGUACGUGCAGCACGAGGCGCCCGCGCCGCCCCCCCCGCCCGCCGCAGCCGCAGCCGCGGCCCCCGCAGACGCCGGCACGCCGCAGCAGCACGCCAGGGCGCGCAGCCCCCGCAGCAGGACGCCAUCCGGGAGGUCAUGGUUCGAGUUCGCGGAGCAGGGCGCCGGCCUGCAGAGCCCGCGCGAGGGCCGCAAGCCGUCGCUGUCCGCGUCGUCGCCGUCGCCGCCGCCGCCGCCGCUGCCGCCGCGCGCCAACCCGCCGCCCCCGCCGCCGCCGCCCCCGCAGCCCGCCGCCCCUGCAGCGCGCCAGUGGAUCAACUUCGAGGAGAUCCCCGAGAAGCGCAAGCCGCCGCGCCGCAUCCAGACGCUGCCCGCCUCCACGGCGGGACCGCCCGUCGUCUACAGCUAUGUCGAUCCAGAAGAGUGUGAGUGUGAGUGCCAUGAGACUUCUGGUGGCAAGGGUCGGUCCCACUCUGCAGCCUCCACCUCAAAAAAGAAGAAGGACAAGGACAAGGACAAGGACAAGGACAAGGACAAGGAGAAGGAGAAGGAAAGAGAUAAAGAGAAGGAUAGAGAAAAAGUAAAAAGUGACGAAAGAACGAGAAGUAGAAGCCGCAGUCGGAGCCACAGCAGGAGCCGAGAAGUGGUAGCUGGAGAUGGAAAGACUGCAAAUGUGAACAAGGAGCAGAGGCAGACGGCCCCCACAUCAUCUCCAACAGCUGAAGCUCACCACCACCAUCACCAGCAGCCGCAGCAGCAGCAGCAGCAGCAGCAGCAAACUGCUUCCUCUACCGCGGACCGACUGGAGGUUACAGACGUUGCUGACAGGAACUCCUACCUCAGUGACUCUUCUUAUGAAUUUCCCAAUUCAUAUUCGAUAGAUACUAGUGAUUAUUCGGAUGGUCUGAAGCCAAUGAAGCCAUUUGGUAUGGACCUGGAUGUGACCAGUAACAGGAGUAGCAUCAUUUCUCAGCAGGAUGAGACGCAGUCUCCUGAGGUGGGCUCUCCAAAUGGGAAUGAGACAAAACAUCGCCAGUAGUCACCCUCGAUUAGAAGAUGUGAAAGUGAGUGUUGUAGAAGAAAUUUAGAUACCAUCUGAACAUUAUUCUGCUGUUCUGCUCAAAGUUUGGUAUAUUAUUAAUGGCACUGCCAGUGUCCAUUCUCUGCAACAGCAUUUUUUUAGUGUUGUGUUUAAUGAUGAUGUACAGUAAAGGCUCUACACAUAUGGAAUAAACACCAUUGUUUUAGUGGAGUAUUUCACUUUACAGUUUAUUUUCUCAUUUUUUGGAAUCUUUUGAUGCUGUAAUAGUUUUUACCUUAGUCAUAUUGUCUGUAAGUUUUCAGCUGUUAUGCAGGUAUAUCUAUAUUUGUUUCUAAGUUCUGAUUUUAGAAAACACAGUGAGAAGAGAGUGCUGUGUGAUCUGUACAUUAUGAGCAUCUCCAAUGCUGGAGUCUAAUAAGAAUAUGUCCCGUAAUGUUCCUAAUGAAUUCCUACAUUUGAUGUUACUCAAACUCAGUACUUGUCCUAUGCUUAAUAAAAGAAACAUACCCCUCUGUUAUACAGCUGUUAUCAAGUAAAGCAAUUGCAGUGUGAGACUCUGUAGUUCACUUUCAGAGAAAUGUGUACUAUAACACUUCUCUGUGCACCACUACUAUCAUGAAGUUUGACUGCCUUAUAAUCUAAAACUUCUAGUAGUCAUUUCCUAGAGGAACAUUAUGACGCUUUACUUCUGUAGAAAGAACUGCACAUUACCUGCUUAUGGUGGGAGGAGGAGGAGUGUGGAAGAGGGAGAGGAAGAGAGAGAGAGAGAGAGAGAGAGAGAGAGAGAGAGAGAGAGAGAGAGAGAGAGAGAGAGAGAUUGAGUUUGUAAGUGUGUGUGUGUGUGUGUGUGUGUGUGUGUGUGUGUGUGUGUGUGUGUGUGUGUGUGUGUGUGUGUGCGUGAGAGAGUGAGAGAGAGAGAGAGAGAGAGAGAGCGAGAGAGCGGGGAGGGGGGGGGGGGGAGACAGAGAGAGAGAGAGAGAGAGAGAGAGAGAGAGAGAGAAAUGGAGGAUUCUCACUUAACAUGUGUGUAAGCCUUUGGAAUAAAAUAUGAAGGUACUUUAUUGUUGACCAAAUCAGUCUCUGACUGCUGUAUGUUAUAUGUAGAAUCUCUUUGUACAAUGUAUGUAAAUUGAUAUUUAUGUAUUACACUGAUAAUAUAUGUGUGUGUAUGAUUACUGAUACAGCAUAAUGUUUAUUGUUGUUAAAAGUGUAUAAAAUGAUACUGAGUGUUUGUGCUAUUCUAAAAGUGUGUAUGUAGUAUGAAUUUAAAUAAUUUUUGCUGCUGUGGCUUGUUUCUGGUGUUUACUACAGAAGUUGAGAGAGUACAAUUUAUGUUACUUCAAGAAAGUUGUUUGAAAUAAUGUCCCAUUUUAAAAUUGACCAGGUUGUUACAAGAUGUUUCAGCAUUAAAAACAGAACUUAACUAAAGGAACAUAUUAAAUCAUGAAUAUUUCAUUUUUCUACUUUUUUACAUAAUCAAUUUGAACUUUUGAUGUGAAUAAAUUUAAAGAAACAUUAUAUCAAAGUUCAUAUAGUACAACAUAAUUUCAUGUUUGCUUGAAACAGGUUCUCAUUCCUGACAAGUUUUCUAAAUAUUUUUAAGCUAUGUAAUGUCUAUAUCCUGUUAGUGAGUUCAAGUAUCUUCCAAAAUGAACUAAAAACAAAAAAACAAAAAAAAUGAGGAGCCUCUUCUCUGCAGGCAUGCUAUAGCAUGAUUUGUUGCAUUGCUAACUGACUGAAAUUGAACUGAGCAUUUAUAUUAGCAAUGCCUGGACUGAUAUCACUUUACAAACUGUGUUUUUAUACAGCCUUUUGAUUGCUUUAAGAUUUUUAAGCAAUAAAAUAAGUGAUAAUACAUCACAAUCAACAUAUGUGCAUCUUCUCAUGUGGAAAACAAUUAAUGUAAAGGGGCUUCUUGGUUUUACUUCAUCAAGGAAGACACACACACACAUUCUAGGAGAGUACAUCAACAUCACAUUGAAAUUGUAGAAACACUCUCUUAUAACUUGAAUUUACUUGAAGCUGUCUCUGUGUCCUGGUUCUCUCUUUGGUAAUUAAGAGAAUGCAGCAACAAAACCUGUGAUACAAUCAAAAUCUAAAGAUCAUACUUGAAAAAUAACUUCAAAACAUUAGCUAUAUUUGUUCUCUGAGUUCAUGUAUCAUGUAGUUCAUGAAUACCUCAUUUGAUGUGGUUGUAAAUUAUUUUAGGUUCUAAAACAUUAGAAUAAUUUGUUCUAAAAAUAUUACAUAUGUGUGUUAUGAACUAAGUAUAAGCUGACACAAAUUGUGAAAAUGUUAGUUAUUAUUCCAGAUUCUUGACUGAAACAAUUUGACUCAUUAUCAAUAAUUUUGUUCCUCAAGUAUUCUAAAUACUUCAGCUUCUGUUAUUUGAUAUUGAUUGAGUAUGUGCUAUGUGUAAAAUACUACCAUUAGCUCUGUGCUGUGUGUAAACUGUCACCAAGGAAUACUGUUACCUGUAAUGGUAAUAUCAUUCAUCACAAUGAAAUGUUAGACCCACUUUUGUGAAUUAAGUGUAUCAAAAACUGUUAGCCAUCUUGGUAAUGUAAUCUGAAAAUUAAGGAAACAUGCUUUGUUUGUUACUUGAAGUAUUCAGGCUUUUAUGUUUUUAAUAAUCAAUUACUCACAGCACAGUCUACUGCUUUUCUUUUAACUCUACUUGUUUUAUUAAGAUUUACAAUUUUUCUCAUGAUUUGGUAUGUAGGAUAUCUGCACCUGAGAAGCAUAAUAAUUAAUUAACAAAGACCCACAUCAGUUGUACUAAUAUUUCAGGUGUAUGAAACAAGCCAUUGUUUGCAUAAAUAUUAGUACAAUUGAAGUGAUCUCUCUAAAUUGACUGUCACUAUAAUUUUUCAUUGAAAUUUGUUGCUCUGUUAUCAAAGGGUUCUGAGGUACAAUAGAUUGGGAAGUGCUACAGUCAGAAAAUGUAUGACCCCAAACAACUUGUGUUUACAGUUGCUUUGUCUUCUGUGACAGAGUUUAGACUUAAUGGUAGAACUGAUGCUCCAUUUAGUAUGAUUUCGUCAUUUCUAUUAAACCUAUUGUCAUGAUUUUGAAUUUUAACAUCAUCCCUGGAAAACAUAGUAAUAAUCUGAUUAGACCGACCAGGUUGUGACUGAAAUGGAUGACUGAAUGACAACAUUUAAUUUAUGUUCACUCAUUGCCGAAUUCUUUUUCGUUCUUUGUUUACUGUCUGAGAUUCUAAAUAAUAAUAUUUAAACACUUAUUGGUUCCAACCUAUACUCUUCCAGAGAUAUGAGGGAUUCAAUACACUUUCCAUACCAUGACAGGUUUGUGGAGUUUCAGUGAACACUACCAUUAUGAAGCACCUAUGAUAAAACAGAUAAGAAGAGGUGAAGGAUUCUACACUAAAAGGAAGUGACCAUGUCACCAAUUUUAGUAAUAUAACAGUACUGAUUAAACUUGAAAAUUGGCUCAUUCAUUUAACCACAGAGAUUACAGAAACAGUGAAACAUAUCUGUUUUCAAUAUAAAGGAGGCAAAUCUAAAAGUAAUUGAUAAGUGGAUGUUACUGACACAUGUAAUAAACAAAGCAAAAUCUGCACUGUAUUUAGGUUAUAUUUGUGAGAAUUCCAUUUUCAUGCACAGAAACGAUAUUGGCAACCCAGCUGGGCACCUACAUGCAUAUCCUCUACAAAGAUCAACAGCUAAAUUUUGUGUCACCACAGUAAAAGCAUCACACAUGGCUAAUGGAAGUCAGUGCUUGCCAAAGGUCAAAACUGUUGAUUGUGGCCACAAGUUUCUUCAAACCAGUAUGAUUUUCAAACAAUGUAAACUUCCUUAAAAAAUUGGAAACAUUAUCCCUUGGCCAACCGAUCAAUUUGUUCACUAUGUUCUUUCCCUCUCUCAUUACAAGUACAUUGCUGAAAUAAGUAACUGCAAUACAAGAUCACUGAAGCAUUGUUACUUUUUGUAUAUUUCAUUCCAAAUGUAUGUUAAAAUAAUUAGUACUUUUUAAAGAACUGUAACAUAUCAGAGAAGAAUACAUUCUCCCUUGUAGACAUCUGUGUUAAUAUUGCUUGAAUGAAAGAUAGCUGUCUAAUUAAUAGAAUGUUGUGCAUUGUUAUUUUUUUUAAAUUUCUACAGUUAUGUGCUAUAAUAUCAUUAUGAUAGGUAGUCUUCUGAUAUAUUAAGAUGGUUUAUGUUUUUCUUAUUAUGAAGGACAGUUAAAGACUCAUGUAGAUAGUGCAUAAAAGUGUGAUCGAGCACAGGUGCUCCUAAAAGGAAAUAUGUGGCUUAUGGUCAAUCAGAAGAGAACUUUUAUUUCUCAUAUAUUACUGAGAAGUAUUACAAUAGAAAAAGUGACUGAUACAAGGUAAGCACAUAUAAGUGACCAGGUAAUAUUUUACUGAUGUAUGAAAAAGUAAUCAUGAAAUAGACAAAAACAAUAUUUUAAGGCUCUUGUGGGAUAUGAGCAAGAAUGUAUAGAGCUCAUAUUUCAUUUUACUCUCAGUGAGAGCAAUGUUAAAGCCCUGACCCAUGGCUAUCACUAGCUGAAAGGCAAAAUAAAGACUUACAAUCAAACAGAAAGUUUGUUCUUAUUUAAAGAACUGUACAUUAGUGUAAAAAUGAGGAAAGAAGUGAAUGGGGAAGCUAAGGAGUGCAAAGGAAGUAGUAUGUGUGCCUGAGCAGAUUAAUGGACUAAAAUGAAAACAGAGAGGACAAACUGAUAAAUUUUGUAGCUGUUUCAAAGUGAGGAAAUGCAAAGUAUUGUUAAUGGGGAAAAUAGCAAAUGAAACAUCUUUUGCAAUAAUGCAGUAGGUCCCAUUCUAUUUUGUGUUCCUAAUGCUUUCUGCUGACAGGUAGCUCAUGUCCCUUGUAGUUCUAAUUCAUAUGUACACUGUAAUACUAUCUACUAUGAUUGGCUCUGUAAAACAUGAUCAGUUUUACCUGUAACUGUGAC
Schistocerca gregaria is the source of this 9074-nucleotide messenger RNA. RefSeq names its product protein PRRC2A-like. The transcript is spliced from 23 exons. The coding region runs from base 327 to 4130 and encodes 1267 amino acids. NCBI's taxonomy places the organism in Eukaryota, Metazoa, Arthropoda, Insecta, Orthoptera, Acrididae. The record is from RefSeq and is a predicted model, not a curated record.